Euleptes europaea (tarantolino) is the source of this 1839-nucleotide messenger RNA. RefSeq names its product karyopherin subunit alpha 6 (gene KPNA6). Gene Ontology annotation, molecular function: nuclear import signal receptor activity; protein binding. NCBI's taxonomy places the organism in Eukaryota, Metazoa, Chordata, Lepidosauria, Squamata, Sphaerodactylidae. Gene Ontology annotation, biological process: NLS-bearing protein import into nucleus. The transcript is spliced from 14 exons. Gene Ontology annotation, cellular component: nucleus; cytoplasm; nucleoplasm. Bases 29 to 1636 code for a protein of 535 amino acids. The record is from RefSeq and is a predicted model, not a curated record.
GAAAGCGUCCCGAAAAGCAGCAGAAACCAUGGCGAGCCCAGCGAAAGAGAACAACUACAGAAUGAAGAGCUACAAAAACAAGGCACUGAAUCCCGAGGAGAUGCGCCGGAGGAGAGAGGAGGAAGGAAUCCAGCUGCGCAAACAGAAGCGGGAGCAACAGCUCUUUAAACGAAGAAAUGUGGAGCUGAUUGGUGAAGAUUCUACCAUGUUUGACAGCCCCCUGGCUGAUUCAUUCGUUAGCUCCACCACAGCUGGGGAGGGAGUUAUCACAAGAGAGAUGGUGGAAAUGCUCUUCUCAGAAGACCCUGACCUUCAGCUAGUAACUACUCAGAGGUUCAGGAAACUGCUUUCAAAAGAGCCAAAUCCUCCAAUUGAUGAAGUGAUAAGCUCUCAGGGAGUGGUGGACAGGUUUGUCGAAUUCCUCAAGAGAAGUGACAACAGCACACUACAGUUUGAAGCUGCGUGGGCACUCACGAACAUUGCCUCUGGCACCUCUCUACAAACCAAGAUAGUAAUUGAGGCUGGGGCCGUUCCAAUCUUCAUUGAGCUGUUGAGCUCCGAUUUUGAAGACGUCCAAGAGCAGGCUGUUUGGGCCCUGGGGAACAUCGCUGGAGACAGCUCUGCUUGUCGUGACUACGUCCUCAACUGUGGCAUCCUUCCUCCUUUGUUGUUGCUCCUCACAAAGUCUACCCGAUUGACUAUGACGCGGAAUGCUGUUUGGGCUUUGUCGAACUUGUGCAGAGGGAAGAACCCACCCCCUGAAUUUGAAAAGGUGUCGUCCUGUUUGCCCGUCUUGUCACGUUUACUCUUCAGCAGCGACUCAGACUUGCUGGCAGAUGCCUGCUGGGCACUCUCCUACCUAUCAGAUGGCCCUAAUGAGAAAAUCCAGGCUGUAAUAGACUCUGGGGUAUGUCGGCGACUGGUGGAGUUGCUAAUGCACAGUGAUUACAAGGUGGCUUCCCCAGCUCUGCGAGCCGUUGGCAAUAUUGUGACGGGAGAUGACAUCCAGACUCAGGUGAUUCUGAAUUGCUCAGCUCUGCCUUGCCUCCUUCAUCUGCUCAGCAGCCCCAAAGAGUCCAUCCGGAAAGAAGCUUGCUGGACGAUCUCCAAUGUCACAGCAGGGAACAGGGCUCAAAUACAGGCUGUCAUAGAUGCCAACAUUUUCCCAGUGCUGAUUGAGAUAUUGCAGAAGGCUGAAUUCCGGACACGGAAAGAGGCUGCAUGGGCAAUCACAAAUGCUACAUCUGGAGGAACCCCGGAGCAGAUCAAGUACUUGGUAAACCUGGGCUGCAUCAAGCCACUCUGUGACCUCCUGACAGUCAUGGACUCCAAGAUUGUUCAGGUGGCUCUCAAUGGCUUGGAGAACAUUUUGCGGCUGGGCGAGCAAGAGGCCAAGCAGAGCAGCACGGGCAUCAACCCUUACUGUAGCCUCAUCGAGGAAGCAUACGGCUUGGAUAAAAUAGAGUUCCUCCAGAGCCAUGAAAAUCAAGAGAUCUACCAGAAGGCCUUUGACCUGAUUGAGCACUAUUUUGGUAUUGAGGACGAUGACGCCGCUUUGGCUCCCCAGGUAGACGAGAACCAGCAGCAGUUCAUCUUCCAGCAGCCAGAGGCCCCCAUGGAAGGCUUCCAGCUAUAACAUGUGCUGAGCAUGCGUGGGGGGAAACACCAUAACUUUGCUGGGAAGUUAACCACAGAGAGCCUUCCGUCUCCCAGCCCCCGUUCUCUUGUCUGCAGAGCGCAAGGCUGCAAAGCGCCCACUCCACCGGUUACAAAUGGCUUUCUCCUUCACUGUCACCUGGCAGUAAUGCUUUGCUCUCAUGAGGAGGAGAGAUUCUUACA